AAGUGACUUUCGGUGUAGUUCCGGUCGGUGAUCUGUGAGCUGGCUCUCACCGAGGGUCUUUUCUUUGCCUGUCUCACGGUGAUGGGGGUCUGUGCGGGUCCGUGCGGGUCCCCGCUGGUCUGCCUGGUCCUGCUGGUCUCGGCGGUCCCCCCUCUGACUGCCUGGGAGGCGGAUCUAGAACUGUUGGACCUGGUGGAAGAGAUCCCGCAGACCUUCUACCAGUUCCUGUCCCUGGACCAGGACGCGUCAGCAGCAGAGAUAAAGAAGGCGUACCGUCGCAUGUCUCUCACGCUGCAUCCUGACAAGAACAAAGAUGAAGACGCAGAGACUCAGUUCCGACAGCUCGUCGCCAUUUAUGAAGUCCUGAAGGACGAGGAAAGACGACGCAAGUAUGAUGACAUCCUGGUUAACGGGCUUCCUGAUUGGCGGCAGCCAGUCUUCUACUACAGACGAGUGAGAAAGAUGAGUAACUCUGAGCUCGGCUUCCUCCUCUUCCUCAUCCUCACUGUGGGACACUACGCCGUCAUCUGGUCCAUCUACCUGGAGAAACAACUGGACGAGCUGCUGAGUAAGAAGAAGAAAGAGAAGAAGAAGAAGCUGAGCUCCAGACCUGAGGAGCUCAGGUGUGUCGGACCGGACCGGACUGACAGGGUUCACGAGCGACCUCACUGGCAGGAUAUCCUCCCUCUGAAGAUGAGCAUCUGGCUCUACCUGUCCGUCAAGAACCUGCCGCAGACCGUCCAGGAAGUGAAGCUGUACUAUGAGACCUACCAGCAGAUGAAGCAGCAGCAGAAAGAAGAAGCUGAAGCCGAACAGGAAGUUGUGACCAGAGAGAAGCGACCGAAGGUGAAGAAGCAGAAGGUGGAGUUUCCAGUGUACGAGCCGACUUCAGAGAACCUGAAGAACCAGAGCUACGACCAAAUGUCGUCCAUCGAGGAGAUUGAGGACCAGAUGGACGCGUGGCUGCAGGACCACCGAGCAGGAGGAACCAGGAAGAAGGCUGCUGAUUGGACGGAGGACGAGCUAAGCCUCCUCAGCAGGUUGAUGGUUAAAUUUCCAGGAGGAACUCCGGGGCGAUGGGACAAGAUCGCUCAUGAACUGGGACGAUCGGUGUCCGAUGUGACGACGAAGGUGAAACAGGUGAAAGACAACGUGAGCCACACCUCAGGUCUGGUGAAGCUGUCUGAGCUGAAGGGCCCUCUUCUACCUGUGAGGUCACUUCCUGUUGCUGACAGUGGGAUGACUCAGAGGGUGGGCGGGGACUGUGAUGAGGGGGAGGAAGAGGAGGAAGCUCUGGCCUUGCGCCGGAGGAACAGGAAAUCUUCAACGGCAGCGGCAGACGGGGGGGAGGUGAAGGUCAGAGGGCGGCGGCAGAGAGAUUUCGACCCUGCAGCCCUGGAAGAGGACGAGGAGGCGGAGCCUCAGGAUAACCCUGCCGCCUGGACUCAGAACCAGCAGAAACUGUUGGAACUUGCUCUGCAACAGUUCCCCCGUGGAACUGCAGAACGCUGGGACCGCAUCGCCAAGGUGGUCCCAGGGAAGAGCAAGGAGGAGUGUAUGAUUCGUUACAAGAUGUUGGCCGAGCUCGUUCAGAAGAGGAAACAGGCCAAGAGCUGAUGACCCCUGACCCCUGACCUCCUGUCAGACAGGUGAACAUGUGACCUGUCAGUGUUUUAUGUCUCUGACCAGGUGAGCUGCGUCCUGAUUGGAUGGAUUUAUAGAUGUUUUUUUGUGUAUGUAUGACGUCUCACCUGCUAAGGUGAGUUUUUAAAACCUAUGUAUCAAAGGAAGCAGGUGACCUUUGUGACACCACCUGACCUCUGACCUCACAGCUUCAUGUGCCUUAGCUGUCAAUCAACUUCUGUUCACCUGAUCAAUAAAGAGUAUUUAUUAUCUGCG
Molecule: messenger RNA, 1899 nt
Organism: Scophthalmus maximus (turbot)
Lineage: Eukaryota; Metazoa; Chordata; Actinopteri; Pleuronectiformes; Scophthalmidae
Gene: dnajc1
Product: DnaJ (Hsp40) homolog, subfamily C, member 1
Exons: 12
Coding region: 82-1617 (511 amino acids)
Cellular component (GO): endomembrane system
Source: RefSeq, a predicted model, not a curated record